AGAGAGAGAGAGAUGGGCAGUGCUACACUAGGAAACAAAACCAAAAGGUUACCGAAGCGUCCUAAACAAAUCCCUCGCGCGCUCAGCAGCUGCACCAUCCUCUUUAUUUCGGUUCUGAUCUCCACUGAAACUCCGCUUCAACUCCAAAUCGACGUUUUACAGAACUAAUGGCACCCUAACGAGCAUCUGAACGAGCUUUCAGGCUUAAGUGACUGAACGCGACCUGACCUUUCCCCGCCUCCCCAAUUUCUCCGGUCACUCGGUCACCUGUCGGGGAUGUCGGAGGGCGCGCGCACUCUUCCCGCGUUCCGGCGCUUCACCUACUCGGUGGGGCACGUGCUGAACGACCUGUGCGCCUCCAUGUGGUUCACCUACCUGCUGCUCUACUAUCAGUCGGUGCUCAGUUUCCGGGACUCCAGCGCCGGGCUGCUGCUGCUGUUCGGACAGAUCGCGGACGGAAUCGCCACGCCGCUGGUCGGCUACGAGUCGGACCGGACACGGGGAUGCGGCACGUACGGGAAACGCAAGUCGUGGCAUUUAGUCGGAACCAUCUGCGUGCUGCUGUCUUUCCCGUUCAUCUUCAACCCGUGUGUGGGCUGCGGCGAGGUCACGCCACAGUGGGUCGGCCUCACCUACUUCACACCUUUCAUCAUCAUCUUCCAGUUCGGCUGGGCCUCCACUCAGAUCUCCCACCUGUCGCUCAUCCCGGAGCUGGUGUCGUGCGAACACGCCAAGGUGGAGCUCACUGCGUACAGGUACGCGUUCACGGUUCUGUCUAACAUCACCGUAUACGCAGUGGCCUGGCUGCUGCUCCGCUUCCAGCACCCGGCCGAUCCGUCCGUCGCAGACCAGCUGAGUCACCUCGACGUCCCCGUGUUCAGGGACCUGGCGCUGAUCGUGCUGGGCAUCGGCGCUGUUUUCUCGCUCAUCUUCCACCUGGGUACACGAGAACGGACGCGACGCGAGGCCGACGAGAGCCGACCCCUGCUGACUCGCUCCGGCGAGAACUCGGCGCCGCUGCUGCAGUGGAAACACUGGCUCACCGAGCCGUCCUUCUAUCAGGUGGCUGCCCUGUACAUGUGCACUCGCCUGAUCGUCAACCUCUCCCAGACGUACAUCUCCAUGUACCUGAUAAACUCUUUGUUCCUGCCUAAGAACUACAUCGCUACCAUUCCUCUGGUGCUGUACGUGAGCGGCUUUGUCUCCUCUCUGGCCAUGAAGCCGAUCAGUAAACGCCUCGGCGUUAGCAUGACGUAUUUAGCUGGACUCGUGCCCAUCAUGGCGUUCGGCAUCUGGGUGCUGCUGGAUUUGAAGAUGGGUGUCCGUGUGUACGGAGCGGCCGUCCUGCUAGGAGCCGGAUCUGCCGUCAUCCUGGUGAUGUCGCUGUCCAUGACCGCCAACCUCAUCGGAGAUCAGACGCAAAGUGGCGCGUUCGUGUACGGAGCCAUGAGCUUCACAGACAAGGUGGCCAACGGCCUCGCCGUGAUGAUCAUCCAGAGCCUGUACCCCUGUCAAACGCUGGUUUGCUGCUCUGACUGCGUUUGGUUCUACCACCGUGUCAUGGUAGCUGUAACCGGGGGUGUCAGCCUCAUCACCGCAUUCUGCCUCUUUAGUCUGGUCGUCUGGCCAAUCAAGAUCCGUCGAUGUUGAGAACGUCUUACCAGCGGGCGGCCAUCUUGGUGAACAGGUCUGCCUCUAAAACCCGGAGAACAUCGAGAACAUAACCUUCGGUGCGAUUGGGGAGUGCGUCCUCACGUCACAAUGAAUCUGAGAACUAUGAGGAAGCAGAGCUGUCUGUGUUCACAGGAAACCUCUACGCAAAAAGUGCCACAUGACCACUACAAUGCAGGUCGUCUUCUUAAUUCUUCCUUCUUCUUCUUUUUUUUUUUUUCCCGCGGCCUGCGGAUUUUUCGAACUUUUCUGACAAUGGAAACACAAGUCCUGGAAGUCCCGGAGAUGAAGAACGGAUUCGUCUUCUCAGUAACGUGGCAAGCUGCGCUGUUCCGUCGUACUUUCUUCGCGAGAAAGUGACGGAGAUAAUGGGAACUGACUCGUCACGUGGACGAUGCACAACAUUAAAUGUAACUAUAACUGGAUAAAAAAAAAAAAAACUGCCAUUCUUUAAUAAAUAAAAAUAAGAAUCGUUGGUAAAUCGCUACGGUAUAAACGUAUCGCUUGCUGUUCACCCAAACCAGAGGUGACGGACGGCUGCGUCCCGGAGCUCUCUCCUGGUUUAACCUCUGCCUCUAUUGUUCUUGUAUUUCGAAAGUCCUGACCUGAUUUCCUCCCUCGGUUCCUCAUACACUACAAUAGCUCUGUUUGUAAAAAACGCUUCCGAUUAAUCCAAAUCCCAUCUUUCACCCAUUUCAUAACAGCACUGUUUGAGGUUAAUCGAAUUAUUCUAAAGCUUGUUGAUGGACCUACUCACGAAUGCCGACCUGUAACGUUUACUCUGUCCUCGACGCUUUCUUUUUUUUUCUUCUUUUUUUUUUCCUGCCAUGAAAAGGGAAUUAAAAACGCCACGCUGGA
Molecule: messenger RNA, 2529 nt
Organism: Ictalurus punctatus (channel catfish)
Lineage: Eukaryota; Metazoa; Chordata; Actinopteri; Siluriformes; Ictaluridae
Gene: mfsd12b
Product: major facilitator superfamily domain containing 12b
Exons: 11
Coding region: 277-1650 (457 amino acids)
Biological process (GO): carbohydrate transport
Cellular component (GO): membrane
Molecular function (GO): symporter activity
Source: RefSeq, a predicted model, not a curated record